ACCGUCUCCUUCCGGUCCACCCGUCCUCCAGCCAAGGUCGAAUCAACAGCAGUUGAGGGGACCAGCCCUUCCCUCUCUUCGGCAACAUCUCCUACGGCUGUGCAGCUCAGAACCUCGACUCUGGAGGUGACCGGUUCCACCCCGAUGAGGUCGCCUUCCACUGUGGAGACCAGCUUCACGUCUCUUGAAGGUCAAACCACGCCAACCUUCAGCAAGGUUUCUCCCACUAAGGCCGAGCUGACCUCAGCAGAAGUGACCAAAACAGCUUCCCCAGCAUCCGAAUCUCCCCUGGCCACGUCUCCUUCCAUGCAGACUGUAUCCUCUCCGGAUCGGACCUUGCCGCCAUCGUCUCCCUCAGACACCACCAUUGCAUCCCACGGCACGCGUUCUUCUAUUCAUGCAGAAUCCACCCCAGCUGAAGGAGGCACCACCUCUUCGCUCCAUUCGACACGCUCGAGCACUGCAGUCCCAGAAACCAUGUCCUCCGCAGAGUCGGUGGCCUCUAUUGUCACCACGACAGCUACUGUUGGCAUGACUGAGCUAACCUCCGCCAAGGAACAAACUAGUCCCUCCCUCGCCCACUCUUCUACCAUGCAGCCGAAAGGAACCUCACCGCAGGAGACCACAACUCAACACCCACCUUCUGGCUCUUCCACAGGGAAACCGGAGGUCAGCUCUGCCCGAGGCACCUCCGUUUCCCCGUCAACUUCUUCCCCUUCCAGUCACCACUCUUCCAUUGCCCUUACCAAGGAAACCACCGUCUCCUUCCGGUCCACCCGUCCUCCAGCCAAGGUCGAAUCAACAGCAGUUGAGGGGACCAGCCCUUCCCUCUCUUCGGCAACAUCUCCUACGGCUGUGCAGCUCAGAACCUCGACUCUGGAGGUGACCGGUUCCACCCCGAUGAGGUCGCCUUCCACUGUGGAGACCAGCCUCACGUCUCUUGCAGGUCAAACCACGCCAACCUUCAGCAAGGUUUCUCCCACUAAGGCCGAGCUCACCUCAGCAGAAGUGACCAAAACUGCUUCCCCAGCAUCCGAGUCUCCCCUGGCCACGUCUCCUUCCAUGCCGACCGUAUCCUCUCCGGCUCGGACCUCGCCGCCAUCGUCUCCCUCAGAGACCACCAUUGCAUCCCACGGCACGAGUUCUUCUAUUCAUGCAGAAUCCACCCCAGCUGAAGGAGGCACCACCUCUUCACUCCAUUCGACACGCUCGAGCACUGCAGUCCCAGAAACCAUGUCCUCCGCAGAGUCGGUGGCCUCUAUUGUCACCACGACAGCUACUGUUGGCAUGACUGAGCUAACCUCCGCCAAGGAACAAACUAGUCCCUCCCUCGCCCACUCUUCUACCAUGCAGCCGAAAGGAACCUCACCACAGGAGACAACAACUCAACACCCGCCUUCUGGCUCUUCCACGGGGAAACCGGAGGUCAGCUCUGCCCGAGGCACCUCCAUUUCCCCGUCAACGUCUUCCCCUUCCAGUCACCACUCUUCCAUUGCCCUUACCAAGGAAACCACCGUCUCCUUCCGGUCCACCCAUCCUCCAGCCAAGGUCGAAUCAACAGCAGUUGAGGGGACCAGCCCUUCCCUCUCUUCGGCAACAUCUCCUACGGCUGUGCAGCUGAGAACCUUGACUUUGGAGGUGACCGGUUCCACGCCGAUGAGGUCGCCUUCCACUGUGGAGACCCGCUUCACGUCUCUUGAAGGUCAAACCACGCCAACCUUCAGCAAGGUUUCUCCCACUAAGGCCGAGCUGACCUCAGCAGAAGUGACCAAAACAGCUUCCCCAGCAUCCGAGUCUCCCCUGGCCACGUCUCCUUCCAUGCCGACCGUAUCCUCUCCCGCUCGGACCUCGCCGCCAUUGUCUCCCUCAGAGACCACCAUUGCAUCCCAUGGCACGAGUUCUUCUAUUCAUGCAGAAUCCACCCCAGCUGAAGGCGGGCACCACCUCUUCGCUCCAUUCGACACGCUCAAGCACUGCAGUCCCAGAAACCAUGUCCUCCGCAGAGUCGGUGGCCUCUAUUCUCCGUCACACCACGACAGCUACUGUUGGCAUGACUGA
Messenger RNA from Crotalus tigris (Tiger rattlesnake), 2058 nucleotides. Its product is annotated as mucin-5AC-like. The coding region runs from base 145 to 2058 and encodes 637 amino acids. Lineage: Eukaryota; Metazoa; Chordata; Lepidosauria; Squamata; Viperidae. The transcript has a single exon. The record is from RefSeq and is a predicted model, not a curated record.